UGAUGCGCUCAUCCUCUGCUUUUUCUGAGACGAGCAGCUGAGACAAGCUUCUGCUUGAAUUUGGAUGAAAAGUGGACAUUCUGUUCAGGAUGUACACAUCUUGUGCAUGAGUAAGGGACCGCCAUUUGAAGACAGAAAAAGAGAAAGGCAUCAAAAUUGGAUUGUGGACGAGUGGAUUCUUAGAAAAAGAAGCUUCCUUGGAUCUGAAAUCUAAAUAGGAGAUAAACUCACAAGAUGCAGGUCCGUGUGGUUCAGAUCUGGGGUUUCCUGAUGUCAGUUUUGGGCUGGAUCUUCGUGGCCUGCACCAUGGCCAUGGAGGGCUGGAAGAUCACCUCCAUCGGGGGCAUGGGGGGCUCCUCCAUCAUCAAGGUGGCCUGGUACUGGUCCAGCCUGUGGAGAUCAUGUUUUACAGACUCAACUGCUGUCAGCAACUGUUACGACUACCCUAUGCUCUGGUCUGUGGAGGGCUACAUCCAGAUAGUGCGAGGCCUGCUGAUGGCGGCUCUUUCCCUGGGCAUGCUGGGGUUUGUGCUCAGUCUGAUGGGCAUGGAGUGCACCUUCAUUGGGGGGAAAGACCGGUCUAAGUACAAGAAGAUCUACAUUGGUGGAUGGUGCCACGUAACCAGCGGUUUGCUGUCUACAUGUGGGUACGCUGUUUACGCACAGUAUGUCUCUGUGGAAUACUUCAACCCUGACUUUGACGGACUUAAGUAUGACCUUGGCACGCCGAUGUUCCUCGGCUGGGUCGGCUCAGCCUUUCACAUGACUGGCGGUUUCUUCUACCUGUGGUCAGUGUGUAAGCCGCUCUGUGGAGGAGAGGCAACGGUAAUCACCAUCCAGCCAGUACCAGACCCCGAGCAAAACAAGUCCACCACAGCUCUGUCCUCUGUGUCUGCGAUCACCUCCAAGACCAAAUUGUCCUCCGUGUCUGAGCUGUCGUCCAAGUCCGAGCGCUCAGACCUGACUGGAAUUUCCUCUAGAUCAGAGCGCACAUCCAAAUCUGGACGCACAGCCAAGUCGGGGCGGUCGUCGAAGAGUGGGCGAACCACCAGGUCUGCAGGAUCUGUAGGGUCGAGUUCAGCAUCAGGAUCAACAUCAGGGUCGGGGUCAGAGUCUGGAGUCUCAUCGAGGUCCAGCGUGUCAACUCUGUCCACUUCAAGGAGCAGCGGCAGCAGCCGGACAGUGUCAUCAUUGUCGGGCAGCUCAGGGAGUGAGACUACACCGUUCAUCAAAAACUCUUAUAUUUAAUAAACGCGAGUCAUAACGUGACGGACAAAUGUUAAAUGUGACGGACUGAUGAUCUGAUGCUUUUCUAUUCAAGUUAUGAAUCUGUAUCUUAUACAAAUUCAGUAUGUGUUUUGUAUGAGAAAUUGUACGACAAAUCUUUUUCACUGUUAAAUGCCUCUUUUUCAUCUUCAUCAUCUAUAAUACAUCACAACUAGACACUGUAUAUACAUUCAUUCAAUAUAACACAUUACUAAGACACACAUCCAUUUCUGCUGUGACUGGCAGCCUCUGUGUAGCCAUUAAAACAACAAAUAAAACUGCACCAGGCUGAUCAGGUCUGGUUGACAGUAAACAGAGUGUGCUUGGCUCUUAUUCAGACCUUCACACAAUCAGACAGCUGCUUUAAGAGGACUGGACCUGCAGCUUUGACCUGAGGAAAAACUCCUCCAGCUUUUAUUUUCUUAAAUGACUUCUUCCUUUAAAAGGUAGAAAGGCAUUAAAAACCUUCAACUCUGAAGUUACUGACUCUACUUUCCACCCUCUUUAGUGUCUAAAACAUCUUAGUAACUAUUUGUGCUUAAUAAGCAAAGGCUCUUGAAGGGAUGUGGAGGAGACUGGCUCAGAUCCUGGGCCUGCUGCUCUGCACACUAGGAUGGGGCUUUGUGGGCUGCACCCUUGCAAUGGACCACUGGAGGUAAGCAAAUAAGUGUUAGAAGACACAAACAGAAAGAUGGACCUGAUGCACUAAAGCUCUGAAAACUACAGGGAGAACGUGUCUCGACUGACGAGUGUAAAUGUGCAUGAUCGGAGUGCUCCUGUUACUCUUUUCUCUUGUUUCUUAAAUAAGGGAUUUUCUGUGCGAAUUCAUUAAUUUCAGAUGCAUUUUCAUUUUGUUGUGGUGACACUUUGAUAUAAGUUUUGGAUAUGGUAAAAGAAGAAUAAAAACUUAGUUUGAGAUUUGAACUGUCUCUGAGUUUAAGCAUAUUUUAUCAUUUUUGGCAGUAGUGUAACAAACUCAUGAUAAAUGUUGAAAUUUAAAAGCUGAAAAUCAAUUUUUGGGAGUGAUAAGAGA
This is a messenger RNA of Epinephelus moara (kelp grouper), 2299 nucleotides long. RefSeq names its product claudin 10e (gene cldn10e). Gene Ontology annotation, biological process: cell adhesion; bicellular tight junction assembly. NCBI's taxonomy places the organism in Eukaryota, Metazoa, Chordata, Actinopteri, Perciformes, Serranidae. The record is from RefSeq and is a predicted model, not a curated record. Bases 235 to 1248 code for a protein of 337 amino acids. The transcript has 5 exons. Gene Ontology annotation, molecular function: structural molecule activity. Gene Ontology annotation, cellular component: plasma membrane; bicellular tight junction.